Messenger RNA from Macaca mulatta (Rhesus monkey), 471 nucleotides. NCBI's taxonomy places the organism in Eukaryota, Metazoa, Chordata, Mammalia, Primates, Cercopithecidae. The record is from RefSeq and is a predicted model, not a curated record.
CCCCAAAACCCAAGCAAGUCGAGGAUAUGCCAAGAGGACACGCCAGGGAAACCCAGCUGGGACUCAGGAAGAACCUUGACCCCAGAACCAUUCUGAGGCUGCCCGCUGCCCUCAGGCUGCUCCAAGCCCCGCUGAGGCGUUGGACAGUUCCGAAGGCCCACAUCUCUCCAAGCCCGCCAAAACACCCACCUCCCGCGGAGCAGGCCAUGGGGCUCUCACUCAUAUUCAUCAGCUUCCUGGUUCCUGGAGGCUAUCUCACCCGCCUGGAGGGCUACAAGAGCUCCAUGCUGUCACUGCAGGCACAGGACUGAAAGAUCGCAUUAAACCGUCUUUCCACCUAACGUUCACUUUGUGAUUCUCUGUGUACGUGCACCUCCACUCCCAGACGAGGAACCUCAAGGUGGUUUCCCUUACACGCCCAGUCCCAGAGAUGGCUCAUGUCAGCAUUGGGGCACACUGGGUCACAGACGC